Nothoprocta perdicaria is the source of this 1088-nucleotide messenger RNA. RefSeq lists its product as uncharacterized. The transcript has 7 exons. The record is from RefSeq and is a predicted model, not a curated record. Bases 51 to 908 code for a protein of 285 amino acids. NCBI's taxonomy places the organism in Eukaryota, Metazoa, Chordata, Aves, Tinamiformes, Tinamidae.
CUUUCCAGUUCAGUGUAUUUGGCUUUAUUGAGCAGCAAGCAAGGCCUGGUAUGCUCCGUGCCAGUGCAGAGCUCCUCCAGGGGAGGCAAGUAAUCUGCAAAGAGCCCUCCUCUCUCUUCAGCAGGUUCUUAUGCCGUGUUCUUCAGCUGAGUUUUGUCCAGAGCCUGCUGAAGGUCCUUCARAAAGUAUCAGUCUGGGUUGGAUUUGUGGUCCCUGUGGAGAUUAUUGUCAGCAAGUGUCAGCCCACACAGUCUCCCAACAGGCCUGGAUGGCUUGCUAAGAAACGCCGAGGGAGACUAGCACGCCUCCUCUCUUCUGUCAUCCCCACGAGAUUCCAAAAUAUCCUGGGCCAUCUGCCAGCAGAUUGGGGCCAGAGCAACAUGCCCAAAGAAAUCCUAGAAACUCUGAUCAAUCCAUCUAACAAAGCAAACAAGAGGAAGAGGGAUGAUGUAGCUCUGGAAGAACAGGAGUCCUGGGUGGUGGUGCUAGAGAAAGACUUGCUAGAAGAUGACUCUGAAGACAUCACCUACGAGCCAUCAGAAGUGGAAACAGAUAGUGAGGAGUACAGGUCCCAGAAUGACACUGAGACAGACUUGGAGUUUGAAGAGCAGGAAGGGGCUUUAGUGCUGAAGGAAUCAUCAAAUCUCCAGGUGGAGGAUGUACAGGUGGAGAACACGGGUAGCAACAGUCCAGAGGCCCAGGAUGUGAGCACAGAGGGGCAAUCGGUGGCUCCAACUGUCUCCAGCAGUGGGGAAGACGCUCCAGAUGUCACUAGCAGUGAUAAUGAGGAUGCCCGAAGGYCACAGGCUGAGAGCAAUGGUGAUGGCAGCUCCCAGGAGCAGGGAGCUGAUGCAGAUCACAAAGGGAGCAGCAGUUUGUUGCAGAAUGAGGAUAAACAGGAACUCUGAUCUCCUCAUUGUGCCCAGGUCUCCGCAUUGUGGCUAUGAGGUGCCUGGUUCUCUGUGGCCRCUGCGCCAUGUGAGUAAACUGUCCAGUUGAAUGCUCUGUUAAUAUUUUUGAACUUAACAAUAAAAUUACCCUAUUUUUUUCAUGUGAAUCAAGAAGCAAUUGGCUCUCUGGAGAUGGCA